AUAUUUUGUUAAUGAUUGAAAAAUUGCCACUCGAAAUCCUCUUGAUUAUUGCUGACCUUCUUGAAGCAAGAGAUAAAAAGACAUGCUCGCUAGUAUGUAGGCUAUGGAAAGACAUUUUUCAAAAGAAUCUUUGGAAAGUAGUGAAGAUCAGUAGAAGCAGUUGGGUUGAUAGCCUUGAAAGAGGUGUAUCAAAGUAUACUUUGAAAGAGAACCACAAUCGUGUUCAUUCGAUUGAAAUCAACAACUAUAUGUGCCGUACAAACAGUGCAAUUUGUAAAUUAAUCAAUCUAUUCCCUGGAGUGAAAUACUUUUCUUAUUCAGCGUCUCGAGGCAGAAUCUGGUCUCUAAGCAUGACAAAUUUAAGUGGGUGGAAGUCACUGACACACUUGUCCCUGAAAUUUGGGCUACGAAACAUCCCAACAAUCACAGAGGAACUGUUCAAAUCACUGAGCGUCUUGCCAGCUCUUGUCAACCUUACGAUAAACCAAAAGCCUCCAUUCAGCUCGAACACAUUCAUUACGUGGAGACAUAUUGAUCAGCUCCACUCUCAUUUACCACGAUUGAAAUACCUAAAGUGCCAGAUGAACCUUCAAAAAAUUAAUCCUUCAGAAAUUACGGAACUUCGGAACAUAAAACCAGCAGAAAACUUAAGGACUGCGGAUUACAGCGCUCCACGUUUGGACAUGCAGUGGAUAAUAUAUCUUGCAUUAAAGUACCCUAAACUGGUGACACUUUAUCUGACGGUAGAAAAGAGACGCGAUCUAUCUGAGCGUGCAGCUAGGACUAGUAAAAGUACAAAGGGGCUGGAAUUCUCUGCACUAUACAGUCAACUAUUUAAGAGCGGUGUUAAGCUUGAAAAGAUCGAGACAUCGCUAUUUACCAAUCCACCUGGUACAAAAUUACCAGCCAAUCAAACAGCUUGUGCCCAACUAUUCUCUGCAACAUUAAAAAGCCUACAAGUUGGUAGAUGCUAUAAAGAACAUAGUAACCUAAAGUACUCUUUGACGGAUCUGGGUACAGUUGAAUUCUCCAGCCUUGUAUACUUAAACAUACUAUGUGCUCGUAUGUUUCUUAAAAUUGAUAAUGUCUUGAAUGUAUGCCCGUCCCUGAAAAAACUUGAAAUAACCUCGCCUUCCAUUGACGUCAAUAAUCAAAAAACUACGUCCACAUUUAAGCAUGGUCUACGACACCUGAGACUUGUCAACACGACCAUUAAGCCGUUAUGCUUUGAAUACAUAUCCGAUUCUUGCAGACAGUUGAAGUACCUUUCAUUGAAGGAUGUUGAGAUAAGAAACCCCGAUUCUGAAAACAACACAUGUUUAUAUCUCAACAUGCCGUUUACGCAACUCAUGACACUCUCACUCUCCAAUGUAAGGCUGUGCAAUUAUCCAAGCUUUAUCUUUAGCUCUCAAUAUGGCCGCAAAUUCAAUGAUUCCGCCCAAAACGAACAAGUAUGCUUUACCGAGGUUUAUCUAAACUAUUCAAGAAAUGUGAGAUCAUAUUCUUAUAUAGUAUCUGAUCAUUUACUCGAAGAAUGGAAUAGAAUACAAAAAAUUGCAAUUAUUACUCCAAAUGAUGUUUUGGGCUAUACUGAGGCACUAAACAAGCAAAACAAUGGCAUCUCCAUUAUGAACUCAAAUUGUGCUGGUCCUUCAAACGAGAUCUUUAAAAGUGGAGAUUGCUUUAAGACGAACGUUGAAUUUUUUUGCAUAGUAUUUCAAUGCAAGGCGAUUAAACAAACUAUCAUUAACGAUCGAUCAUCUUACGGCUGCUCAACUCCAAUCUUUAGAUUCAAUAAUUAACUUUCAACAAUAAAGUAUCGUAUCAUUUCUUAUUAU
This is a messenger RNA of Phycomyces blakesleeanus NRRL 1555(-), 1838 nucleotides long. RefSeq lists its product as hypothetical. Gene Ontology annotation, molecular function: protein binding. The record is from RefSeq and is a predicted model, not a curated record. The transcript is spliced from 2 exons. The coding region runs from base 12 to 1802 and encodes 596 amino acids. NCBI's taxonomy places the organism in Eukaryota, Fungi, Mucoromycota, Mucoromycetes, Mucorales, Phycomycetaceae.